UUUUACCAAAUGUACUCAUGUUCAAUAUUUGCCUCUCUCUAAACAUAUAAUGUGUCAGAUACUGCAUUUCUAGUAGAACAUGAAUUUAUUUUUAAUCUUUUUCACACACCUUCAAACUUCCUUCCAGGAUUUGUCUCACAUCUUACUUCAAUUUGAUGCCGUCGUAUCCAACAUCGAACAUCACAUGUGCUGUAAAUGUUUCCUGAAAAAGACGCAGGUUUAAAAACAAGCAAAGGAAACAGCCUCACCACUGAGGUUUAUUGCCUCACUGUGGGGUGUGUAUAGGUGUGUUUAACAAUCUGUUUUCCAGAAACCUGUCGUCACGAUUGGACGGGCGUUACACAUACGUGGCUCCAGUCGGCCACCUUUGUUUGUUUAUAAAGGCCGCCGUCGCCUCCUGCUCUCUACCUGUCGCCCAGGAGACCGACUCACCGUCCUUCUGAUCUACAUCUGAGCGAAGUUUUCAUCAUCGUCGCCAUGGCUGUGACCAACCAACCAGGCAAAUACGAGCCCUCCGACUUCCAGACAGAUCUGUGCGACUGCUGCGAUGACUGUGGAACCUGUUGCUGCGGGUUUUUCUGCUUCCUGUGUCUCGGCUGCUCCAUCGCCAGAGACAUGGACGAGUGCUGUCUGUGCGGCGUCGGCAUGCCGAUCCGCGCCGUCUACAGAACCAGAUACAACAUCAGGGGAUCUCUGUGUAAGGAUUACCUGGCUGCGGGCUGCUGCCCCUUGUGUGCCACCUGCCAGCUGAAGCGGGACAUUGACCGCAGAAAGGAGCAGGGCAUUUUCUAAACAGAUGAGACGUCAUGACGACGGAGAAGCCGGAACCCCCCCCCGGACUGGUGGACUGAUAGGAGCCCUUCUCUCUUUCUUGAUGAAGAAAUGAUUCUGUUUAUGACAUCGUUUUUUUUUUUUGUUUUUUUUUACGUUUUGUCGUUCACCUUUGUUGUUUUUCCUUUACCCACAAACCUUUGCUCAACAUUGGGAAACCAUGUUUAUCUCCUGCUAUUAGUCCCACCCAGGGUUAUGAUGUAAUGCGGUCAUGUUGGAGGAACGAACCCUGUGAUCGUUAAAAUAUGCCGCUAAUAGUUUGACAUUAUGUUGUAAAAUGCAAAGAGUUUUACAUUACAUAAAAUGUAAAACUCAGUUUUACAAACGUCAACACCUACUUGUAAAAGUGUUGUCAUAUUCCAGAGGAACCAAUGAAACUUGAUUUUCAAUUAAAUAGUUUUAAUAAACACUCUUAAGUUUG
Molecule: messenger RNA, 1252 nt
Organism: Poecilia reticulata (guppy)
Lineage: Eukaryota; Metazoa; Chordata; Actinopteri; Cyprinodontiformes; Poeciliidae
Product: placenta associated 8
Source: RefSeq, a predicted model, not a curated record